GAACACUGGCUAGUCCAGUUGAUCCUGCCCACCAAGAUUUUCAAGUUUGCAGUUUGCAGAGAGCCACUCAAGAACUCAGUAAACAGUGGGAGCUAAUGAUUUGAAUAUGAUGGAGGUGAUGUGGGCUGCAUUUUGUAGAAACUGGGGCAGUACAAACCAAGUUGCAAUGAAUUUCAGUUCUAUUUGUGUAGAUGGUGUUCAUCCUUUGGUCAUUUCACUGGAUAUCCUUCUCUUUUUGAUUUUGUCCUUCAUCUUAUUUCGUGGAUCGUGCUUCGAGAAGAAGCAGAUUUCUCAAGAUUACCAAAGGUUUCUACCAUUAGGAAUAUCCUCUGCCAUUUUUAAUGGUGGUUUGGGAUUAGUCUACCUGGUCUUGGGGUGCUGGGUUUUGGGAAAUAAGCUUGUUAAAGAGAAAACUGCAUUACCUUUGAACGCAUGGGUGGUGUUGCUAUUCCAUGGGUUCACAUGGUUGCUGCUUAUUUUAACUGUAAGCCUCAGAAGGCAACCACCGCCACACUCCACAAUGAAGCUUUGUUCAAUGCUGGCCUUCUUGAUCAGUGGAAUUCUGUGCGGUGCUUCUCUGUGGAAGGUUAUUGUGGACAAAGCUGCAUCACCGGAGACCGUGGUAGAUAUAUUCUCUUUUCCAGGAGCAAUUCUACUAGUUUCCUUUGUUUUCCGGGGACAAAGACACUAUAUAGAAUUAAAUGAUGGUCUUUAUGCAACUCUGCUAGGCGAGGAAGCCAGCGCUACUGCUGAAAUGGAAGCCAAAGAGGAUGACUCUGUGACUCCUUUUGCCAGAGCAGGGCUGCUUAGUAAGAUGACAUUUGGUUGGUUAAAUCAAUUAAUGAAGAAGGGAAAUGAAAAGAUCCUUGAGGACAAAGACAUACCGCUGUUGCGGCUGGACGAUCAAGCCAAAACCUGUUACUCCUUGUUCCUGAGGCAAUCAAAUGAACUGAAACAGAAAAGCUCAUCUGAACCUCCUUCAAUUUUUAGAACUAUUGUACAUUGCUACUGGAAACCUAUAUUACUUUCUGGGUUCUUUGCACUUGUCAAGGUAGUUACCAUCUCUUUGGGUCCACUGUUUCUAAAGGCCUUCAUUGAGGUUGCUGAAGGGAAGGAAGUCUUCAAGCAUGAGGUUUAUGCACUGGCUGGAGGACUCUUCCUUUUGAAAUGCAUUGAAUCAGCAGCAGGGAGACAUUGGUUCUUUAUCAGUAGAUUGAUUGGGCUGCGAGUAAGGUCUUCACUCUGUGCAGCUAUUUAUCAGAAGCAACUAAGACUGUCAAAUGCAACGAACACGAGACAUUCUGCAGGUGAUGUAGUGAACUACUUAACUGUAGAUGCCUACAGAAUAGCUGAAUUUCCAUAUUGGUUUCACAAGACAUGGUCAACAAGCCUUCAGAUUUUCAUUGCACUGAUCAUUAUCUACUAUAGUGUUGGGCUUGCAACUAUGGCAGCUGUGCUUGUCAUGAUAUUGACCGUAAUAGGAAAUUUCCCACUGGCCAAAGCUCAACAUAAAUAUCAAUCGAUGUUCAUGGCAGCACAGAAGGAGAGGCUGAAGGCCACGUCAGAGGUUUUUGUUAGUAUGAAGGUUUUAAAGCUGCAUGCCUGGGAAACACAAUUCAAGAAUGUCUUGGAAAAGCUAAGAGAAGAGGAAUACAAAUGGCUUUCCGCUCUUCAACAACAGAAAGGGUACUAUAUUGUUCUGUUUUGGACAGCUCCAAUUCUAGUAUCGAUUGUUACUCUUGUAGCUUGCUAUUACCUUGGGAUUUCUAUUACUGCCAGCCGUGUUUUUACCCUCUUUGCAACUUUACGAAUUGCUCAGGAGCCUAUCAGAUUAGUUCCUGAUGUUAUUCAAGUCUUCAUUGAGGCAAUGGUUUCACUAGAUAGGAUUGUUAAGUUCCUUGAAGCUCCUGAGAUACAAAGUGGGCAUAUUAGACAAACGAUGAUCAGGAAGGAGAUCGUACACUCCAUCUUUAUCAGUUCUGCAGAUCUUUCAUGGGAUGCUGAUUGUUUGAGGCCCACUCUGAAAAACAUAAAUUUGGAGGUUAAGCCUAGUGAAAAAGUUGCUAUUUGUGGAGAGGUUGGCUCCGGUAAAUCAACCCUUGUUGCGGCAAUUCUUGGAGAGCUUCCUUGCAUCAAAGGCAUGGUUCAUGUCUGUGGAAAGAUAGCUUAUGUUGCUCAAACUGCAUGGAUCCAAACAGGAACUGUACAAGAAAAUAUUCUGUUUGGGUCAACCAUGGAUCAUCGUAGAUACAAUGAAGUGCUUGAAAAGUGUGCCUUGGUAAAGGAUCUUGAAAUGUUUCCAUUUGGUGAUUCCACCCAAAUAGGAGAAAGAGGUGUCAAUUUGAGCGGUGGGCAGAAGCAGCGUCUCCAACUCGCUCGAGCACUGUAUCAGGAUGCAGACAUUUAUAUCUUGGACGAUCCAUUUAGUGCCCUUGAUGCACAGACUGCCACAAGCCUCUUCAAAGAAUAUGUAAUGGAAGCGCUCUCUAGGAAGACGGUCUUGCUUGUGACUCACCAAGUUGAUUUCCUUCCUGCAUUUGAUCGGGUUCUGCUCCUUUCUGAGGGAGAAAUCCUACAGGCAACUACUUAUGAUCAUUUGUUGGCCACUUGUAAAGAAUUUCAAGACCUUGUUAAUGCACACAAUGAUACUAUUGACUCCAAGAAAUGUGCUGAAUAUGCUUCUUCUAAAACAUCAAACACUUAUAAUGAAGAGAUCAAGAAAAUAUAUACUGGGGGAGAACAGUCAAAUGCAUCACCAGAGGAUCAGUUCAUUAAGAAGGAAGAAAGAGAGAUGGGGGAUGCUGGUCUGAAACCGUACAUACAGUACCUGAAUCAGAGAAAGGGUCUCUUAUACUUCUUCUUGACAUACUCAGCCCAUUUUAUGUUUUUGGUAGGGCAGAUACUACAAAGCUUGUGGAUGGCUAAACACAUCCAGGACAAAAGCAUGAGCCAAUCAAAACUAGUUAUAGUGUAUUCGGUGAUUGGGCUUGGUGUGUCUUUCUUCUUGCUAGUAAGGUCUUAUCUUGCAGUUCUUCUAGGUCUUGAGGCAUCAAAAUAUUUCUUCUCUACAUUGAUGACCUCUCUUUUCCGGGCACCGAUGUCCUUCUACGACUCAACACCUUUGGGAAGGUUACUUAGUCGGGUAUCUUCUGAUUUUAGUAUCAUUGAUCUUGAUCUGCCACUCCAAUUAACUGCAGCAGUUGGGACAACUAUGACUUCAUGCUCCAACUUCGUAGUGCUGGCUGCUCUUACUUGGCAAGCCUUGUUUGUCAUCAUACCAAUGCUGUAUCUGGUCAUGCUAUUGCAGAAGUACUAUUUUGCUUCUGCUAAGGAGUUGAAUCGGAUCAAUGGCACAACAACAUCUCUAGUUACAAGCCAUCUAGCUGAAUCCAUUGCUGGGGUUGUCACAAUACGGGCUUUUGGGCAGGAAGAACGGUUCUUUGCUAAGAAUCUUGACCUCAUAGACACAAAUGCAAGCCCAUUCUUCCACAGUUUUACAGCAACUGAGUGGUUGAUUGGACGCCUAGAAGUCCUAUGUGCAAUUGUUCUUUCCACCUCUGCACUCCUUAUCACGUUGCUUGGCCAUGGAUAUUCAAGCUCUGGAUUUAUUGGAAUGGCACUGUCAUUUGGUCUUUCAGUGAAUGAGUUUGUAGUUUAUUCUGUUACAAACCAGUGUGUUAUGGCAAAUCUCAUUGUUUCGGUCGAGAGACUAAGUCAGUACAUGCAAAUACCCAGUGAAGCUCCUGAAGUACUAGAAGAAAACCGGCCCCAGCCGAAUUGGCCAUCUAUUGGUAAAGUAGAGAUCUGCGAUUUGAAGAUAAGAUACCGGACCAAUGCACCGUUUGUUCUUCAAGGGAUAAGUUGCAUCAUUGAAGGGGGGCACAGGAUCGGUAUCGUUGGUCGGACUGGUAGUGGUAAAACAACGCUCAUAAGUGCUUUGUUUCGCCUGGUGGAGCCAACAAAUGGUAAAAUAAUAAUAGAUGGUCUCAACAUUUCCACGAUAGGGCUUCACGAUCUGAGAUCAAAAUUUGGGGUCAUUCCUCAAGAUCCUAAUCUUUUUAGUGGGUCUGUGAGACACAAUGUAGACCCCUUAUCCCAGCAUACUGACCAAGAAAUAUGGGAGGUCCUCAAAAAGUGCCAGCUUAUAGAGGCUAUACAAGAGAAAGAAGCAGGAUUGGACUCUCUGGUAGUACAAGAUGGAACAAACUGGAGCCUGGGGCAGCGGCAACUUUUCUGUCUAGGACGAGCAUUGUUGAGAAGAAGCCGCAUACUGGUGCUUGAUGAAGCCACUGCAUCGAUCGACAAUGCGACUGAUGCCAUUCUCCAGAAAACCAUUAGGGCAGAAUUUGCAGGCUGCACUGUAAUAACAGUAGCCCACAGAAUACCAACUGUAAUGGACAGCACAAAAGUCCUCGCUAUAAGUGAUGGAAAACUAGUAGAGUAUGAUGAACCAAUGAAGCUGAUACAAAAGGAGGGAUCCUUGUUUGGGCAGCUUGUGAAGGAAUACUAUUCUCAUAUAGCUGAAGAUAGUAGCCCUUGGGCAGAUUUGCCAUGAAUCUCUAUGUUAGUUUAUUUUAAUAUUAUCAAAUUUUAUAUAUCAUCUUGAAAAGGACAUGUAAGUUAAAGUUAAACAUGUACCUGUUUAAUUGAGUUUUUUUUUAAAAAGGAGGACGUUACCUCCAUUUAUUUAUUUAAAGUUAAACAUGUAUCUAUUUAAUUGAGUUGUUGGUUGAUGUGUUCCAUAAAUUCAGAAGUUUAAAGAUGUGAGUGUACGUUGAA
Molecule: messenger RNA, 4779 nt
Organism: Malania oleifera
Lineage: Eukaryota; Viridiplantae; Streptophyta; Magnoliopsida; Santalales; Ximeniaceae
Product: ABC transporter C family member 10-like
Exons: 12
Coding region: 107-4555 (1482 amino acids)
Biological process (GO): transmembrane transport
Cellular component (GO): vacuolar membrane; plant-type vacuole
Molecular function (GO): ATP binding; ATP hydrolysis activity; ABC-type transporter activity
Source: RefSeq, a predicted model, not a curated record